Messenger RNA from Monoraphidium neglectum, 594 nucleotides. RefSeq lists its product as hypothetical. The transcript has a single exon. The coding region runs from base 1 to 594 and encodes 197 amino acids. Lineage: Eukaryota; Viridiplantae; Chlorophyta; Chlorophyceae; Sphaeropleales; Selenastraceae. The record is from RefSeq and is a predicted model, not a curated record.
AUGCUGCUCUACCAGCACUGCACCUGGCAACGCCUGUGCGUGCUGGUCGCAGGCGGCGUCGCGCUGUGGGUGACGUCAUCUUGGACGCCCCUGCGCCAGUUCAUCACGUCGCUCCUGGUCCCGCCGCCGCCGCGGCAGCACCACCAGCACCCGGCACAGCAGCAGCAGCAGCAGGAGCAGCAGGAGCAGCAGCAGGAGCAGCAGGAUGCCGCAGCGCAGCAGGACGCCGGCGGCGACGCGGCGGAGCCUCCCGCGAGGCCGGCGCAGGAGCAGCAGCCGCGCGACCCGCCGCAGGCCGAGCCGCGGCAGCAGGAGCAGCCGGCGCCGCCGGCGCCAGCGGACGCCGCGGGCCCCGCGGCCCAUGCUGCCCCUGCGGCCCUGCAGCAGGGCGUGCUCCGAGAGAUUCUGACUGUGCUGGUGGGUUUUGUGACGUCGCUACUGCCGGGCUUCAACAUGAAUGCAGAGGAUGCGGCUGUCUUCGCCGCCGCACAGGAGAUGAUGGCUCGCGAGGCAGCCGCUGCGGCUGCCGCGGCGGGGCCGGGCGCGCCGCAGCGGCGGCGGCAGGCGGCGGACGGUGGGGAGGAGCGCGAGUGA